AUGUGGGCACUUGGAAUUCGUUUUAUGGCCUUCACAGACGUUUCAGUGGAACCUUUGCUUGGAACUUCUUACUCGAGGUUGACGGCACAGGCCCUGGAACAAUAUGCUACGGCACAGAUAGAUCGAAUCAGGAGAAGUACAACUGUUUACAAAGAAGCUUGGACGAUCUCCCAACACCGACUGGGUGGACAUUUUGGCAGCGCAGAUAAGAUCCGCAGAUCAUGCGCGAAGAAAUCUUCGACCCCGUCAUCGCAAUCUCCAAAUUCUCUCCCAAGCCCAAGUCAUCAAACACGCCAACGACACUUCCUACGGCCUAGCAGCAGCCUGCCACACCAAGGACUACGAGCGAGCUAUCCGAGUGACAAAUGCGCUCGGAGCAGACACAACCUGGGUGAACAUGUAUAA
This is a messenger RNA of Aspergillus chevalieri, 405 nucleotides long. RefSeq lists its product as uncharacterized. Lineage: Eukaryota; Fungi; Ascomycota; Eurotiomycetes; Eurotiales; Aspergillaceae. The transcript is spliced from 3 exons. The record is from RefSeq and is a predicted model, not a curated record. Bases 1 to 405 code for a protein of 134 amino acids.